AUGCCCAGCUUGGAUGAACACUUGGGGAUUGACGUACUGUCGUCUCUGUACCUGCGGAUACUUGCGUGGAGACUCACACAGGGGCAGAUGAAGAGCAUGAUCUGUGCUCUUUCCCAUGAAAACCUGGUUUCUCGCAAUAUUUACAUUGAUGAGAAUCUGAACCUAACAGUUUUCAUCGGGUGGGAGUUAGUCAAGUUCAUGCCCAUUCGUUUCGCCAUGCGAUUCCCUUCGUUUCUGGACAUCACUAGCAAGCAACAGCCGCGAGACCUGCCUGUCGACCCGAAGGAGUUCAGCAAGAAAUACCUCAAGGUCCCAACAUUCAUGACGGUCGACCGGGGAUUCUAUGUCUCCCCACACGACUGCCUCGUUGGUUGCCUUCCCGAGUGCCUGAGUGGGAAAAUCGAAGAGAUAAUUCCCCAGAGAGAUCUGUACUUGGAGGUCUGGGACAUCUUUCGCCAACACGUCCCGAGGAAAGGCUUCAAUCAGAGGGCCAAGCUGAUCGCCCCCUUCCUGUAUCAGGCGCUCAACAGAGAGCAGGACUGGGAAGACGUGGAGGCGAGGCUGCGACAGGCGAUUGGUAGGCCACGACCGUCGGCUUAA
Molecule: messenger RNA, 600 nt
Organism: Penicillium subrubescens
Lineage: Eukaryota; Fungi; Ascomycota; Eurotiomycetes; Eurotiales; Aspergillaceae
Exons: 3
Coding region: 1-600 (199 amino acids)
Source: RefSeq, a predicted model, not a curated record